UUUUUUUUUUUUCAAACGGUCUUAAAUCAUUUUGAAUUUGCCUGUCCUGACGCCGCCUCUUCCGCAGCAGUAAUACCCCACCUUUCUCUUUUCUUACCACUGCUAUUUUAUUACAUAAUUGGUUGCCUUUCUUUCGAGAUCAACCGGCUGGAAGAAAUCUGAGAUUGUGCUUUCUUCUCGUUGCUUCUUGUCUGUGCUCAUUCUUCGUAACUUGCCCCUUCUCAUCGGGAUCCGCUUCUUGAUCUUGUUCCUUUUCACAGCAUUUGCUUUCCGAUGAACUACGCCGCCAAUUGGUGGAAAGACUUCGCUCGAACUCAUGAAAAUUUGAAACAUUCGAUUGCCGGUGCAGGCGCCGGCAUAGUGUCUUCUAUCGUAACAUGUCCGUUAGAUGUCGUCAAAACACGCUUACAAAAUCAGGGGAAAUUAGAGCCGGGAAUGAUUGUAUAUAGAGGGACCGUAGGCACAUUAUCGAGGAUCUGGAAAGAAGAAGGGAUUCGUGGGUUAUACCGUGGGUUGGGACCGAUGCUUGUGGGGUAUUUACCGACCUGGGCUAUUUAUUUUACGGUUUAUGAUUAUUGCAAAGGACGAUGGACGGGUCAGUUGGGUCAACCAGGGCGCGAUUGGACACUUCACAUCGCAUCUGCCAUGACAGCCGGAGCUGCAUCCACCUCGCUUACUAAUCCCCUAUGGGUGAUUAAAACUCGAUUCAUGACACAGAGCGAACGAACAGCGUAUCGGUACAACAACACCCUUCAUGCAUUUGCCACUAUUGCCAAAGAGGAAGGCAUCCGAGGGUUCUACAAAGGUCUCGGACCUUCUCUGAUCGGCGUAAGCCACGUUGCUGUACAAUUUCCACUCUACGAAAAAUUAAAAACCUGGUUUCAUACGCAAGCCAAUGUACCAUCAGGUACACUCGUUAUUUUAUUAGCCUCCUCUUUGUCAAAAAUGGCUGCCAGCACAGCCACAUAUCCCCAUGAAGUCAUUCGUACCCGAUUACAAAAUCAAACCAGAAAACCAUUCAAAUACCACGGUAUUAUCCAUGCCAUAAAAGUCAUUACUGUAGAAGAGGGCAUUCGAGGGUUCUAUAAGGGCAUGUCCACCAAUUUAAUACGCACGGUACCCUCCUCCGCCAUGACCAUCCUCACCUAUGAAGUCAUUGUAGAAAAACUAGAUAACAUCAAAAAAUAUGGAUGA
Molecule: messenger RNA, 1194 nt
Organism: Radiomyces spectabilis
Lineage: Eukaryota; Fungi; Mucoromycota; Mucoromycetes; Mucorales; Radiomycetaceae
Product: mitochondrial carrier domain-containing protein
Exons: 7
Coding region: 274-1194 (306 amino acids)
Biological process (GO): NAD transmembrane transport
Molecular function (GO): NAD transmembrane transporter activity
Source: RefSeq, a predicted model, not a curated record